This is a messenger RNA of Postia placenta MAD-698-R-SB12, 917 nucleotides long. RefSeq lists its product as hypothetical. The coding region runs from base 18 to 842 and encodes 274 amino acids. The transcript has 5 exons. The record is from RefSeq and is a predicted model, not a curated record. NCBI's taxonomy places the organism in Eukaryota, Fungi, Basidiomycota, Agaricomycetes, Polyporales, Adustoporiaceae. Gene Ontology annotation, biological process: ribosome biogenesis.
GCGCAAUACCCGUAGCAAUGCCCAUCAACCAGCCUUCAAAUCAGAUCAAGCUCACCAAUGUCUCUGUUGUCCGCCUCAGAAAGAGCGGAAAGCGAUUUGAGAUCGCCUGCUACAAGAACAAGGUCCAAGAGUGGCGCAGCGGAGUAGAGACAAACCUCGACGACGUGCUCCAGAUCGCCAACGUCUACAUCAACGUCUCCAAGGGCGAGCUCGCGAAGAGCCAGGACCUGAAGAAGGCCUUCGGCACCACCGACCAGGACACCAUCGUCGCCGAGGUGCGUCCGCAUGCCUGCAUGUGCUCGUGCCGAGCUGACCGCGGAACCCUUCUUGCUUGCCCUCAGAUCCUCAAGAAGGGCGAGCUCCAGGUCGGCGAGAAGGAGCGCGAGCACGAUCUCUCGUCCAUUCGCCGCGAGAUAGCCACCCUCGUCGCCGAGAAAUGCGUCGAUCCCGCGACACAGCGGCGGUACCCCGUCGGCGUCAUCGAGAAGGCCCUCGUCGACGCGGGCUUCAGCGUGCGGCCAGGGAAGAACGCCAAGAGUCAGGUCUCUGAAUGUAUCAAGCUGCUGCAGACAGAGUCCAAGCUCCCGAUACAGCGCGCGCGCAUGCGCGUCUUCAUCACGCUGCCGAACGCAGAUGCAGAGCGGGUCCGGACACGCGUCCUGGAGGCCGCAGAGCGCGUCGAGCGUGACGACAAGGGUGCCGAAAAGUGGGAGACGAUCCUGUUCAUUGACCCUAGCCAGUUCCGCGUCCUCAACGACCUACUGCAGAAAGAGUGUGCGGGAAGGGGAACUUUGGAGACACUAACGUUCGCAACGGCAGGUGAUGACCCGGCCGCGGUUUGAGCUCCCAUAGCCUGUGCCUUACAUGUAGAUGUGUAGAUCUGAAUUGUUGUACUUGUACCCGAGCAAAAUAUACUA